AUGCAGUCUGCCAAUGUCAGUUUAGUGGCUGAAAUAUUUCUUUUGGGUUUUCAGAACUUCCAUGGUAUAAAUAACUUUUUCUUUCUUCUGUUGCUUCUUGUAUACAUUGUGACUGUAUGUGGAAACCUCCUCAUCAUCCUAGCGGUGUCCUACAGCCGAUCACUCCACUCUCCCAUGUACUUCUUCCUCUCCCAACUCUCCUUCUCAGAUAUUCUACUCUCCUCCAUUAUAGUACCAAACAUGCUCCGAGUCGUAUUGUAUGGAGGAAGUUUUGUGUCUUUCAUUGGCUGUUUAAUACAGUUUUAUUUUUUUACAGCCUCUGAAUCAAUAGAAUGUCUUCUCCUGACUGUGAUGUCCUACGACCGGUACCAGGCUAUCUGCAACCCUCUGCAUUACACCUCCGUAAUGACUCUUAAAUUUUGUGUAAAGAUUCUCCUGCUCUUUUGGUUGUUUAUAUUUGCUAUCAUAUUGAUGAUCUCAGUGACAAUGAGUGAUUUGCGGUUCUGCGGACCAAACAUCAUUGAUCAUUUCUUCUGUGAUUUUGACCCUUUACUUGAACUUUCCUGCUCAAAUACUUUUAUAGUGAGGAUGGAAAGCAAGUUUUUAGCUAUUCCUUUAGUCAUAUGCCCAUUCACUGUGAUUAUAGUUUCAUAUACCUAUAUUAUCAUCACCAUACUAAAGAUUCCCUCUGUCACAGGGAGGAGGAAGACUUUCUCCACCUGCAGCUCUCAUCUGGCCGUGGUGUCCUUAUAUUACGGGUCACUUAUUAGUAUCUAUUUAUUUCCAAAUAGGGAAAAUGCUAAGAAAAUUCUCUCCUUGUUUUACACGGUGGCAACUCCUGUUCUUAACCCCUUGAUAUAUAGCUUGAGGAAUAAAGAUAUUAGGCAGGCUUUAGGAAAGAUUUUAUACAGUAAAUCCAAAAUAUGUUAA
Molecule: messenger RNA, 930 nt
Organism: Bufo bufo (common toad)
Lineage: Eukaryota; Metazoa; Chordata; Amphibia; Anura; Bufonidae
Product: olfactory receptor 11L1-like
Exons: 1
Coding region: 1-930 (309 amino acids)
Biological process (GO): G protein-coupled receptor signaling pathway
Cellular component (GO): membrane
Molecular function (GO): G protein-coupled receptor activity; olfactory receptor activity
Source: RefSeq, a predicted model, not a curated record